AUGGACAAGAUUUUGGAAGCCGUAAUGCAGUCUUCUUACCCCAUGUACGUCAAGCAAAGCUUAGCCCGAAGGGUGAUUGAGGCCUCCAAGCAGCCCAUGGACAGCGAGCAGUGCUGGUCCAUGCUGGAACUUUCCACCAAGCUCUUCUUUUUGGGUGAGUCCCGUUUCGCCAGAGAAACGGCCAGAGAAGUUCUGGAGGUCUAUGGAAGGUACCACCCAGAGGAAUUUGAGGAAUUCUUUAACGUCAGGUUCAUCUUGAACCUCCUGCAAGAAGGAUACGGGUCUCUUGGAAAGAGACACGCCUUCAUAUUGGACUACAUCCAUCUCGGACUUCAGUUUGUCGUAGACAAACCCACCACGGGGGAGAUUUUCAGACUGCUGAGGGUUGAGGUGCUCCGUAUUGUCUGCGAAAGGCCAAGCCUUAAGAUUUGUGUGAGGAUCAGCAAACUUCUAACGUCCUACUCACAGUGCAUCCCAACUGGACAGCACCAAGUCUUGUUCUGCCAGCAGCUAAUCCGAUGCUUAGGUCAGUUCCAUUGCCAUUCGGAAGAUGAGGAGGGAGUCAUACAGUUCCUUGACCAGGUGAACAGAGUUAGUGGACUUCUGCAGAACAUCUGGAGGCUCGAGACGUCUCUGAUCCUACCUUCCUUGAAGGAAGUAUUUGCUGUCAUCUCAUCAACAGAUGAGUUAGAGACUCCCUCAAACUCUUUGGCGAGUGUGGUCCAGUACAUUCCAUUGGAGCUCAUGGAGGGUGUGGUCCGAAAUCUGGCCAAUGCUGACAGCGUAACAGAUGCACAGAUGAUGACCGCCAUUAACAGGAUGAUUGACUGGGUGUCAUGGCCUUUAGGAAAGAACAUCGACAAGUGGAUCAUCGCCCUUUUAAAGGGACUGGCAGCGGUGAAGAAGUUCAGUAUACUCACAGAGGUCUCUUUAGCCAAAAUACAAAAGGUAUUCUCCAAGCUGUUGUACCCGGUGGUCCGAGAGGGAGCUCUAUCUGUCCUUCGAUAUAUGUUACUGAGCUAUCAACACUCUCCUGAAGCCUUUCACCUGAUCGUUCCUCCCCUCCCCCAGGUGGUUUUCAGCCUCUCUAAUGAGAACACCAAUUCGGCGGCCAGUUGUCUGGAGCAGCUUGCGGAGCUCGUGCACUGCAUGGUCUUCCGGUUCUCUGGAUACCCGGAUCUUUAUGAGCCCAUCAUGGAAGCAAUCAAGAAACUCCCGGUACCAAACGAAGACAGAAUAAAACAGUUGCUGGGUCAGAACGCCUGGACAUCGCAGAAGAAUGAACUUGCUCCAUAUUACCCCAGACUGGUGUCCAAAUCUGACACGGGUAAAAUUGGCCUGAUAAAUCUGGGCAAUACGUGUUACAUGAACAGCAUCCUGCAGGCUUUGUUCAUGGCUUCUGAUUUUAGGCACUCGGUGCUCUGCCUGCGAGACAGCAGCUCCCAGCCUCUGAUGAUGAAGCUGCAGCACCUAUUUGCUUUUCUCGAGCACAGCCAGCGCCCAGCAGUCUCACCGGAAAGUUUUUUGGCUUGCUCUUGGCCUCCUUGGUUUACUCCCGGCGUUCAACAAGACUGCUCAGAGUACCUGAAAUAUCUCCUAGAUCGGCUUCAUGAAGAAGAGAAAACUGGAAAGAGGAUUUCCCAAACCUUGGCCCAAGCCAGCAGCAGUUUACAAUCAAAGAAGACCCUCUUGGGUAACAGGACAUUAGUAGAGCAGAUGUUCGGUGGAAGAAUCGUAACCAAAAUUCGGUGUCUGAAAUGCCAAUGUGUGUCGGCGAGGGAAGAAGCGUUUACUGACUUAUCUUUGGCUUUUCCUCCAAGUGACUCCACCAAGAAAAAGCCUCCUCAAACUUCUAAUUCUUCCUCUCCGCCAGUAGAAGACAUAGGACCAUAUGAUGUGCAGACGAAACCAAAAGCUCAUACCGCACAAACCACUGACUUUCUAGACCACGCCAGGUGGCAACAAAAAAUUGAGGAAAAACGGGGUAAAAUAGUCCCCCCUGAAGCCUUGAAGCUUCAUGGAAAAGAUGCCUCUAAGGACAAAGAUGAAAAUAAUUGUAUGGUGGUUGGCAUUCGGAAUUUGAGCACUGCCAAUUCUUUCGAAACAGCAGACAUCAGAAAAUGUUCCCUGACCCUUUCCGAUCUGAUCAACCAUUUCCUAUGCCCAGAGAUGUUGACGGCAGACAAUAAAUAUCGAUGUGAAACUUGUCUGUCCCUACAAGAUGCAGAGAAAAUUGUGGAGCUUUCCACUGGCCCGCAGUACCUUAUUUUGACUUUGCUCAGGUUUUCAUUUGAUUUGAAGGCCAUGAAAAGGAGAAAAAUCUUGGACAACGUGUCCAUUCCGAUGAUCCUCAAGUUACCCAUCCAUGUGCCUUCUUCCCCUCGACCAGGGAAUGCGUGCCUAGAAAGGGGCAGUAGCUAUGCCUCAGUGAAGGUCCACCAGUCUGCAACCUAUGACUUGUGUACCGUAAUCGUACAUUCUGGACUGUCUUCUGAAAGUGGUCACUACUAUUGUUAUUCCAGAGAGUGCAUGGACACGGAAAGCCACAAAGCACCCAAUGCUGACAUGAAAAGGUUUCCUCCUGACAAGCACCUGGACAUGGAAAUCCAGUGGUACCUCUUCAAUGACACCAGGGUAACGUUCUCAUCCUUUGAAUCUGUCAGCAACAUAACGUCCUUUUUCCCCAAAGAUACGGCCUACGUGCUCUUCUACAGGCACCGACCACAUGACUUCCCCGAGGAAGCCCAUGACUUGGAAGCAGCCAGGCCGCACAGUGAUAUCUCUCUAAACAAGGAGCUAAUGGAAGCUAUCACCAAAGAUAACAUCAAGUAUUUGCAGGAGCAAGAGAAGGAAGCCAGGAACACAGCAGCCUACAUUUCCCCACUACUGAAGUCUCCGCUAUGGUGGCAGGACUUCGAUAAGGACAAUGAUGAUGAUGGCUCGCCAGGAGGACUAGGCCCAGCUGCUGGAGGCGCCUCCGGAUCAUUUCAUGGUCUGGUGUUUUAG
Nanorana parkeri is the source of this 3006-nucleotide messenger RNA. It is a transcript of the gene USP35, whose product is annotated as ubiquitin specific peptidase 35. The transcript has 10 exons. Gene Ontology annotation, cellular component: nucleus; cytosol. Gene Ontology annotation, biological process: protein deubiquitination; ubiquitin-dependent protein catabolic process. The record is from RefSeq and is a predicted model, not a curated record. NCBI's taxonomy places the organism in Eukaryota, Metazoa, Chordata, Amphibia, Anura, Dicroglossidae. Gene Ontology annotation, molecular function: cysteine-type endopeptidase activity; cysteine-type deubiquitinase activity. Bases 1 to 3006 code for a protein of 1001 amino acids.